GAAGGAAUAUAAAGUAUCGAAAUAGGAUUGGGGCAGAGGUGAAAAUUGUAACCUCGAAUUUCACAUUUUCUUUCACACAUUUCUUCGUACACUUUCCGGUCAUGGCAUCGCCGAAGAAGCCACCAACAGAAUCCGACCGACCACCGACAGCCAUCAUGCACCAACCGGCUUCCCCUCGCUUCCCGCCGGGAACACCUACAUCCGGUGCUAAUCGGAAGAUCGCAAUCGCCGUCGAUCUCAGUGACGAAAGCGCUUACGCCGUGAAAUGGGCAGUAGAGAAUUACCUCCGUCCAGGUGACGCCGUCAUUCUUCUCCACGUCCGCCCUACAUCCGUCCUCUACGGAGCUGAUUGGGGCGCUAUAGACGUCUCUAUCGACACAACGGAUGAGAAAUCGAAGCAGAAACUGGAAGAAGAUUUCGACAACUUUACAAGUACGAAAUCUAAUGAUUUGGCGCAGCCGCUUGUUGAUGCCAACAUUCCGUUCAAGAUUCGUAUUGUGAAGGAUCAUGAUAUGAAGGAGAGGCUUUGUUUGGAAAUUGAGAGGUUGGGUUUGAGUGCUGUGAUCAUGGGUAGUCGAGGGUUUGGGGCAUCGAGGCGAAGCACGGAGGGAAGGCUUGGGAGUGUCAGUGAUUAUUGUGUUCGUCAUUGUGUUUGCCCUGUUAUUGUGGUGAGAUAUCCUGAUGAUAAAGAUGGUGUUCCUGAUGAUGAUGAUAGUUUGGGUAAUGAUGGCUCAGCUAAAAAAGCAGCAAAGGCGAAUGAGGUGCUUCAUCCGGUGCCUGAGGAGGAUUCCCUUUAUCACGAUGCGUCGGACAAAGCCACAGAUACGGAGAAGGCUUCUUGAAUAGUGAAGACGGGUGUGCAUGUUUCAAUACUGACAAAAAAGGGCCUUCAAUGGUGUUGACCGCGCUAGUGAGAAAUGAAUUUGGUGGUUCUCUGUGCCUUCUUUCCGCUAAUUAUCCUCUGCUGUAAUCAAGUUUGUGAAGUCUGGAACAAGUGAUAUUGUUCAUGAGCUACUCCUUUGUCUCUCUUUCUUUUUCAUUUUCCUUUUCUCUUUUGGAGGCGCGGAGGUGUUGUUUUAGUUUUUUGAAUUGCCUGCCUGUUUUCUAUGUGCGAUAAACCCCUUUUCUGGAGCUGUUAUAUAAUUUUUAUGGUUCUUGGUUGAUUGCAUUGAUA
Solanum pennellii is the source of this 1174-nucleotide messenger RNA. Its product is annotated as universal stress protein PHOS32-like. NCBI's taxonomy places the organism in Eukaryota, Viridiplantae, Streptophyta, Magnoliopsida, Solanales, Solanaceae. Bases 102 to 842 code for a protein of 246 amino acids. The transcript is spliced from 2 exons. The record is from RefSeq and is a predicted model, not a curated record.